Messenger RNA from Brienomyrus brachyistius, 5147 nucleotides. RefSeq names its product WRN RecQ like helicase (gene wrn). The record is from RefSeq and is a predicted model, not a curated record. Bases 421 to 4866 code for a protein of 1481 amino acids. NCBI's taxonomy places the organism in Eukaryota, Metazoa, Chordata, Actinopteri, Osteoglossiformes, Mormyridae. Gene Ontology annotation, molecular function: nucleic acid binding; 3'-5' exonuclease activity; 3'-5' DNA helicase activity. The transcript has 37 exons. Gene Ontology annotation, biological process: telomere maintenance; double-strand break repair via homologous recombination; DNA replication. Gene Ontology annotation, cellular component: nucleoplasm; cytoplasm; nucleus.
CGCGCCGUGACGUAGUUUACGCGCGACAGAGAAGGAGGAAGUUUCCAUAUGGCGGGAGUGGGUCGUGCCCGGCGCUCGGCACCGUUCGCUGGAUUCCUGUAUAUAUAUAUAUAUCCCUUUUCUCUUCCUUCUUAUUAGUGUCUUUAGAUUUUAGAUACUGGCCCUUUAUUUGUUUUUGUAAAGUAGAAGGCAUUUUUCGAAUGAUGGAAUCCCAGCUACGCAGUAAAACAGCUAGAGAUGUAACCCAUGAAUAAAAAACUAGAUACUGAUCAGUAACAUUUAUGACAAAGUUGCGAAUGAAAGUAAAUGAUUGUCGCAUUCCCGCACAGAGGAGUUGUGGUAUUGUUAGCUAGCGAAAUCUCGCAAACAAGAAGUUAGUGAAGUCAACCACCACUACAAGUUGGUAGGUUUUAUUAAUCCAUGGCGGACAGGGUAUUACCACAGUGGAUGUCAAAGGGAGGAAACCAUGGCAACAGCGGGCAAAAGCAGACUCAAAAAAGUUUGUACAAAAAAAACAUCUUGGAAGACAGUCUGCAGUAUCUGGAAUUUAGUGGUACGGUUGUCUACAGCUGUGAGAAAAACGAUUGCUCCUUUUUGUCUGAGGAUUUAAGGUCCUGCCUUACACCUGCUUCUGCAGUGGGCUUUGAUAUGGAGUGGCCACCCAGCUUUACUAAAGGACAAAAGCAAAAAGUUGCUCUCAUCCAGCUGUGUGUUUCUGAGCAGAAAUGUUAUCUCUUUCAUCUCUCCUCCAUGCUAGGGUUUCCUGCUGGUCUGAAGAUGUUACUAGAGGAUGACACCAUCAAAAAGGUUGGGCUGGGUAUUGAAGGUGACAUGUGGAGACUUUUAAGUGAUUUUGAUAUCAAAUUAAAGAAUUUCCUGGAACUGACAGACUUGGCAAAUGAAAAACUCAGGUGUGCGGAGAAGUGGAGCCUGGAUGGGCUUGUGAAGCAUCUGUUCAACCAGCAGCUGAAGAAGGACCGGGAUGUCCGCUGCAGUUCAUGGAACGAUUUCGAUCUCACGGAGGAGCAGAAGAGAUAUGCAGCUACGGACGCUUAUGCUGGACUGAUAGUUUAUAAUAAACUGCAGACGAUGAGUCCUGAAACUGUUUCACAAGUUUCAAUCAAGGAGAAAUUGCUCUGCUUGGCCUCUGAGAUGGAGGAACUUUCACAUCAUGUUCCUGAGGACCCCAGUGUCAUUCCUAGUAUUGCAGAGGUUGUAGAUGACAUGGCUGUGAAGCUUGGAGCUUUAAGGGACUCCCUGUUGGGGUGUGACAGGGCACAGUGUACCUCAAAGAGCCAGCGCGAUGUGGAGGAGCAAGACCACUCGCAAAAAGCAACGGCUGCAGGAUGUGAACCCUCCAGAAUUGUGGAUGGGAAUCUCAACAUUCCCCGUCAAUCUGCUGGUUUGGAAGAUGUCAGGGAUUGUCAGCCUAAAUGUGGAGAGGGCGUUAUGUCCCUGGAUAUAUCCGAAUAUGAGCUCCAGAUGCUGGAGAUGCAAGCUUGGCAGGAAGAAAUGGAGGAACAGAGUACUUUGGAGUUCCAGGACAAGAAAGCUUUGAAUGAUUCAGCAGAUCUCUCUUGUUUGACUGAGGGUGAUGAAGACCUGGAUCAGGAGAUGCUUCAGUGUGCUGAAGAUGCGGAGGAGUUGUUCUGCCAGGGGGACGGAGUGGAGUGCCGUGUUGAGGAAGAACGGGGAUUUCCCAAACCUGUGGAAGAUGAGGAUGAAGAGGAGGGCAUAGAAGUAGAGGAGGAGGAGGGCUUCGAUCCUUCCAUUCCAGGACCAAACUCAGAACAAAUUAAGUGUUUGAAAAAGUAUUUUGGCCAUUCCAGUUUCAAACCUGUACAGUGGAAAGCAAUUUACUCCAUUCUGAAUGAAAGGAGAGACAAUCUUGUCGUCAUGGCAACAGGUUAUGGGAAGAGUUUGUGUUUCCAAUUCCCCCCAGUGUACUGCGGGGGGGUCAGUGUCGUCAUCUCCCCCCUGAUUGCUCUUAUGGAGGACCAGGUGCUCCAGCUCACGAUGUCCAACAUUCCGGCUUGUUUUCUUGGAUCAGCUCAGACCAAUAAUGUUAUGGCUGGCGUGAAGAAAGGCUGUUACAGAAUCGUGUACAUGACCCCAGAGUUCUGCUCAGGAAACACGUGGCUGCUGGAGCAGCUUGACAGCGGCGUUGGGAUUUCGGUAAUCGCGAUCGAUGAGGCCCACUGUAUUUCCGAGUGGGGCCACGACUUCAGAGGUGCAUACAGGAACCUCGGAAACCUGAAGAAGAUUCUCGCCGACGUUCCUAUCCUGGCUUUGACUGCCACAGCGAGUCCCUCCGUCCGCGAUGACAUCGUGAAGAGCUUGAAGUUGGUUGAUCCCGUGGUCACCUGCACCUCUUUUGACCGGCCCAACAUUUUUCUGGGUGUGCGGCGCAAGUCUGGGGACAUUCUGCAGGACCUGAAGCAGUUUCUGAUCAAAAAGAAUGGCCUCGGGGGUGAUUAUGAAUUCGAUGGCUCUGCCAUCGUAUACUGCCCAUCGAGGAAGGAGGCUGAGCGUGUGUCGUCCGAGCUCUACAAGUUGGGCGUCCUGUGCGGUGUUUACCAUGCGGGCAUGGGCAUCGUGCAGCGGAGGGAGACGCAGCAGCGCUUCAUGAGAGACGAGAUCCAGUGCAUCGUCGCCACUGUUGCUUUUGGAAUGGGAAUAAACAAGGCCGAUAUCCGCAAGGUCAUACACUAUGGCGCCCCAAAAGAGAUGGAGUCGUACUACCAGGAGAUUGGCCGCGCGGGAAGAGACGGGCUACCCAGCUCCUGCCACGUGUUGUGGGCGCCGGGGGACAUGGUGUUGAACAGGUUUCUCCUCAGCAAGGUUAAAAGUGACCGAUUUCGUGGAUACAAAAUGAAAAUGAUGACAAAGAUGGAGCAGUACCUCAGCUCUUACAAAUGCAGAAGAAGGCUCAUCCUUUCUCACUUUGAAGAUAAACAGCUGCGGAAAGUCACGUCUGGCAUUAUGGAAACGGAAGCUUGUUGUGACAACUGUAAGUCUGGGGCCACGUGUGGCUUCAGCAUGGAGGAUUCAAAACCUCAGCAGUAUGAUUUCGGUAAGGAGGCCUACGACCUCAUGAGUGCUGUGAGCGCCCUGAAUGAGAGAUUCGGUACGGCCGUCCCCAUCCUGCUGCUGCGGGGCUCGGGCUCUCAGAGGCUCCCCGACAGUUACCGCAAGCACCCCCUGUUUGGGGCUGGCAGGAACAGGCCGGAAGUGUGGUGGAAGGCCCUGACCAGGCAGCUCAUCGGGGAAGGGUACCUGAAGGAGGCCACAGGCCAUAGCAGGUUCUCCAUGCUUUGUAAGCUCACCUCCCAGGGCAAAACAUGGUUGAGGGCGGCGGAGAGUGCGGCCCGGAAAAGCCUCCUCCUCCAGCCCGAAGGCGAUUUGAUCUCCUUGGAUUCCAGGCCAAGGUCAUUCCAGACCUCUUCUGUGACAGCCUCUGUUCAAAAAGCUCAGCCAAUCCUCUUCCCCAGCCCAGAAAGCAGUAAGGUUGCGAGGGCCUCCAGUGCUUCAGUGUGCAGGUCACAGCCUGCCUCCUCAUAUAAAUCUCCUGUGAAAGUGACCAAACCUCCAUGUGCUGCUGUCUCUCCCAGAGAACUAGAGCUACAGACGGAGCUUUAUGGCAAACUCGUGACCGGACGUCAGAAACUGGCCAGCGAGAAGGACAUUCCCCCAGCCAUCCUGGCGACGAACAAGGUUCUCCUGGACAUGGCUAAAGUCAGGCCGUGCUCGCUGGCCAGCCUGAGGCAGGUGGAUGGUGUUUCUGAGGCUAAGUCCAGCAUGCUGGUACCACUGCUCGGAACCAUCAGGGAGUUUUGCCAGGCCCACAGGCUGCAGGCUGGUCUGUCCCCCAGUAGUGCGGCCCCCUCCUCGGAGACAGCGGGCCCGGCCUCCGGUGUGGUGUUUCCCCACCUUUCUGACAGCGUUGCUGUCACCUACAGGCUCUUCCAGGAGGAGAGGAAAAGCCUGAGGCAGGUGUGUGACCAGCGCAGCCUCCCUGUGGCAGUGGUGGAGUCCCAUCUCCUGCAGGCAUUGCAGGCGGGCUGCCCGCUGGACACGGACAGGGCUGGCCUGUCUGCCCCGACGUUUGCUGCCAUCUGCCGCAUCAUCACUAACUCCGCAGAUCUUGGCAAUAUGAAAGCCAUCCGGGCUCUGGUCCCUGAAGAAAUCAGCACCUUCCUCAUCCAGCUGACAGUGACAAGGCUGCAGCAGGAGGCCCCUCCCUCACUACCCUCCGCUGUCGUCUGUAGCCCACACAAUGUUGCAACGGAAGAGGAGCUCACUUGGAUUGAACCCAAGGGCAAACCGGUUACGAGGGAAACGCAUCUGGGGGAAUCUCUUAAAUCACCCAAGGGAGCAGACCCAGACGAGGCGGCCAUGAGCGACGAUGAGCUUUUCUAUCAGAUCUCCAUGCCCGAGGAGGCUGAUUUUCAAGCUAGUGACGUGCCUUGCAGCUCGAAGGAUGUUCCUGCCUCUAAAUCCGCGUUACGGACCACGGGGAUCGAAUUGGCAUCCUGGAACCAGUCCCAGCUGGACCAAGACACUCAGGAAUUGUUCUCUGAUUUUCCUGUAAAGGUUUUCAUGGAGAAGGAACUAGACCGCAAAGCUGAUGAAGAACCUUCCAGUACUAUGCUGAAACCUGCAAUACGCCCCACGGGGUUCGAGGAAGCGGCAAGUGACCAGCCACGACUGGAGCGAGACCCUCAGCAGCAGCCCAGCGAGUCUCCAUCAGUGAGAGCGAGUCAGCCCUCGAAGAGGAGACUGCCAGACUGGUGCUCACAGAGGGCAAGCGUUUCCUCUGCUGCUGGUGUGAAGCAGUCUAAAAAGAAAAAGGGACUGUUCAUGUAAAUGUCCGGCCCAUCACAACACCUAUCCCAGCCUUCUGAGUCUAAACACACCUUUUCUUUCAUAGGUAUGCGAUGGGGGAAAAUGUAGCACUAAUGAAAGUUUGUGUAUAUGUUUCUGUAUUUCUGUUAAAAUGCAUAAAUCAAUAAAAAAAAAAAAAUGCAUUACUGUUAAUAGAUGUUUUUGAUAACUGACUGUUUUCCAAGCCAGAUUUCUGUCAAAUUAUAGUGACGCGAACAUUUUUGUAAUUUGGAAGUACAUUUUAAUAAAUAUUUUUGUAAUCA